AUUAUACAUUUACACUUUGUUGAGUACCCCUUUUCAAAUUUACACUCAGGAGGAGGACAUUUUCACAAAUACCUAAUUGUUUAGUAGCCGAAAGACAAUAAUAACCCUCGCAAUUUUAACCUUUUCUCUCGAAUCUCUCUAGCUCGCCAUCGAAGGCGACGAGAUUACAGAGCUACGACGGCGAUUCUAGCAACGGCGACGACAAAAGGUCUUCUCUCUCACUAGUCACGCCGUCUCUCUGGAAAGAGCAUCCGGUGACGACGAAUAACAAUCAGACUAUACGAUUCAAAAUUUCAUCUCAAAAAAUGUCGUCUACUCCUCACGAUUCUCCUCUACACGAUUCUCCUAUACACGAUUCUCCUCUUCACGAUUCUCCUAUUCAUGAUUCUUAUCUUCACGAUUCUCUACAAUUGGAUAGCAACGAGUUUUGCACAACCUUGAAAUUGCCUGGGAGGGUUUAUGAAGCUGUAGAAACACCAGAUAAUCCCAAAGCGAUAAUCCAUCACUCAAAGAUUGAUUAUAUCGAGAAGGUGGAAGAUAUAUUAGGAAAAGAAGAGUUUUCUUUCAUAGAGAACUCUCACAUUGGGAGCAUUUUGAAGUUGGUUAAAAGGAAUAGGGUUCAAUUUUCAGAAGAGUUGUUCCAUUUUCUAAUGCAGCGAAGAGUAUUGACGCAAGGAGAGGAUCUCUGGUUUACUUUCUCGGACCAGCCUAUGAGGUUUUCACUAAGGGAAUUUCAUCUGACAACAGGCUUACGUUGUGAGGAAGAUCAGACAAUAACAGAGCCGCUGUUCAAAAUAAUGAAGAAGCCAUACAUUUGGAUGCUGGGCAAGAUUGAUAAGUUUACGGUGAGAACGUUAUAUGAAAUGUUUAAAAAGAAAGCACGAAGCAUGCCAACACUAGAAAGAUUAUCCCUUGGAACAGCAAUACUCACAGAAGCGGUAAUUAUGGCAGAAAAUCCGAGUUCUAAAAUCCCGAGAGACAGGUUGCAGCGUUAUAUGAACUAUCGCUCACACAAGAUUGCUUGGGGUAAAACUGCUUAUAGAAUCUUGAUGAGAAGUGUAAAAAGUUUGAGUGCAAGUUCCUGGACAGGAGAUAGUUAUGAAGUGAGUGGUUUUGCGCUAGCCAUAAAUCUGUGGGCAAUGUCAUCAGUGAAUGUGCUUGGUAAAUCUUUGGGAAAGCCAUGCGAGACAUCCUCUUCUUCUGAUCCGUUGUGUCUACAUUGGGACUCAACAAGAACUCCGACAAUAGCUGAAGUGUUAGAGCUGGAGAAGAUAAACAAUGUUGAGGUUAGCACAGUGAUUGGAUUGGCUGAGGAAUACAAACAUUUGGUGGGGGCAACACAUAGUGACGAUGCUGACUUUCACAGUGUUGUGAAACUAGUUCAACAAGGAUACAAAAUGAGGAGAAGCGAUUGGGAGAAAGGUUUUGUGGAUAUGUUUGUUGCAACAGAAGAUAUAGGUCAACAACGCAAGACAAAAGACGAAGAUGCAGAGCAUGGUGAAGAUCUGAACCAUAAUGAAGAUGAAGAGGAAAAGAAAGAUGAAGAGGAAAAGACAGAUGAAGAGGAAAAUAAAGAUGAAGAGUAUCAAAAGGAUAAGGAGCAAAGAAAAGAUAAAAAUCAUUCCAUGUCUAACAGCGAGAAACUUGAUAAGCUAAUCCAAAUGGUUCGUGAUUUGGAUAAGCGAGUAGUAAUGAUCCAGAAUGUUUUAGGAGUUAAGUUUAACGACAGUUCACCAAACAAAGAAGAUUGUGAAAAUGGAGCUAGUUCUGGUGAUAGAAGAAGUGCACAAGAUUAUGAAAAUGAAGAAGAUACAAUUAAUGAAGAAGCAAACUCUGAUGAUAAAAAAAAUGCACCAGAUGAUGAAAAUGAAGAAGAUACAAUUGCUGAAGCAGCAAACUCUGAAGAUACAAUUGCUGAAGAAGCAAACUCUGGCGAUGGAAGAAGUGCACUGGAUGAUGAAAAUGAAAAAGAGAUAUGUGAUGAAGAAGCAAAAUCUGGUACAGAGCAUCAAAGGGAAGAAGAGAAUAUUCUUGGGGAAAUUGAGACUACACAAAAAAUCACUCAAGACGAAGACACAGAAAAACUUGAAUCAGAAAGUUGCUUGAAACAAACGUCGCAGGUUACGUCGCCUACUCCAACAUUCAAUACUCCAAACUUUGAUACAAGGGUUUCAUCGCCUAAUCCAACAUUUACGUCUCCUAAGUUUGAUCUCCUUUCCCAAGAAAGUCAUAGUGGAAAGGGUACAAAUGAGGUUCUUAUGAGAGAUGUUUAUGAGAUUCCUGUUUUCCAACCUCUAAUGAAAAUAAAAAAGAGAUUGGUACAACAACACAGCCAGGUAAACGAAGAUGUUGAGCCUCCACUUCAAAAGAAGUUUAAAGCUGAUACAGAUAAUGUUCCGCUAAGAAGAAGUGAAAGAGGUCAAAUACCAUCCAUUCAUACACAACCACCGUUUACAGGAGCAAGGAAGAAACAUCCGAUUCUUCAUCCCUUUGAGCCAGUUGAUAAAACAAGAAAAGAAAAAAUGAGAGAAUGGAAAAUGUCAAACAAAAGAAAGAAGCUGAGAAUCAAUCAAGAGAUAGUAAACGCAAAGUGGUUUUCGGAUAUUGAAACUCCGGGAAAAAAACUUUCAAAAACGCAUAUUGAAGCAGGUUUUGAGUUGCUGAAACUGAGACAGAUAAACAAUCCAGAUUUGUUUCUGAACAAAACUGCCUUAGUUGUUGGAGUGAAGUUUCUUGAAGAAAUAGAUGAGUUUUAUGAUGAGUUUUUAGAUGACAAGAAAGGUUUCCAAUUUGGAGCAGGCUUUGACAAGUACAACAUAGAGAAGAAUAUCAACUUCCUCUAUUCGGCCAUUGCAGUAGCAGAGAAGUAUUGGCUUGGAGUUGUAAUCAACUUGGAGAAGAGAAAUAUCACAGCAUUCAAUUGUGCAGCAAUGAAGUUCACAGAUGCGAGUUUGGUCCCUUACGUUAAUGCAUAUGCGAUGGCUCUCCCAUUCAUGAUUCGCUACUUCUUCAAAGAUGUCAGCAUGGAUACAAGCAAGUUCUCGAUAAAAAUUGUAUCUGAAGGUUCUUAAAAUAGAAGACAGUGGAGUUUAUGCAUUGAAGCUGAUAGAGUGCCAUGCAAUGCGUAUAGUGGAUUUGACAAAGCUGAGUGAAGAAAAAAUUGCAAUCAUCCGAGAAAAGUUGGCGGUUGAUAUCUUCUCGGAAUUACAAUGAAUACUAAUGUGGGAAUGAACAAAAACUUUAUAGCUUGCUUAUAGUUAUGUGUGAACAACUAUCUGUUUUAUGCGUGUUUGGUAAACUUUGUUUGUAGAAUUCUGAGUAUUAUGAGUUUAUGACUUGGAUUUAUGGUUUUCCUU
Brassica rapa (field mustard) is the source of this 3356-nucleotide messenger RNA. RefSeq lists its product as uncharacterized. The record is from RefSeq and is a predicted model, not a curated record. Gene Ontology annotation, biological process: proteolysis. Lineage: Eukaryota; Viridiplantae; Streptophyta; Magnoliopsida; Brassicales; Brassicaceae. Gene Ontology annotation, molecular function: cysteine-type peptidase activity.